AACUCUUGUUUUUUUAGCCGGCUUGAUUAUUACUUAUUUAGACAUUGGAGUAUCUAGCCUGGAGACCAACCUCAGAAUUUUGCAGCAAUGUUGUUAAUAUCAUGUCGUAUUGGUCGGUUAGCUGAAGUGAAGAUCUACGCUGGAGAAGGCUUUGGAGUUCUUUGCAAUUACAACUACGUCUCUGGCAAAGCCGAUCACGUCUGCGAUCAUGAGAAGGUGUGGCUCUGCUUAAGGCGGGGCUCCACCAAAGGAGUUCACUAUUCUUGGGAGGGAGAGUGAGUAGAGCUGGAUAAGAAUUUCGGUUAUCGGAAGAAUCUACGAGCUAAGUAGAAUUUUUGGGUAGGAGGUAGGGAGAUGGCAUUUUGGACAUACUUUUUGGGCUAAGGGAAAGAUAUGAGACUUCAACAGAAAGUCUAUCUAUGGCUGUCAAAAUCAUUUCCAAACCCAUGCUAUGCAGUUUUUGACUUUUUGGUAUACAUUUUUAUUGCAAUUAUUUUUUGUUAUAACUUACCAUCUUCUAUAAUUUUCAGGAAUACAAUCCCAAUCCUACAUUUUGAAAGUAGUCUAAUAGAUUAACACGAACCAUUUCACUGAAGUAUUGAUUAACUCAAGGUUUUGAACGUCAAUUUGCAAAUUCAUUUCUAAGUUACUCUAACUUCAAUUUAUUUGUUAUGAGGGAAGAAGAAAGUAAAUGGUUUAGUAUCACAUGGAUCACUGCAUACUGGAUUGUUCUCGCCAAAAUUAUGGGUUGUAGUGUUUUGGUGUGAGUUUUGCAUCAUUGCAUGAGCUGAAGCAACAUUUUAAGUUAAGACUCGAACUUUAUAGAAGAGGUGAAAUGGUCAUUGAAGAUUUGAACCGAGUAGCUGAAUGUCUAGCUAUAGGUGGCAAGUGUGUGGGUUUUUGGAGCUGAGUAAGUUCGAACCAUGGUGAUAUUAAUUUUAUCUUCUUUCUCAAUGAUACACUAUUCUUCAUCUGGAAAACAUUUUAUCUUCUUUCUCAAUGACAUGGAUCACAGCAUAUUGGAUUGUUCUAGCCAAAAUUCUGGUUUGUAGUGUUUUGGUGUGAAUUUUGCAUCAUGGCAUGAGCCUUGUUUUUAUUU
Rubroshorea leprosula is the source of this 1099-nucleotide messenger RNA. Lineage: Eukaryota; Viridiplantae; Streptophyta; Magnoliopsida; Malvales; Dipterocarpaceae. The record is from the annotation of a GenBank genome assembly.